Pyrenophora tritici-repentis Pt-1C-BFP is the source of this 2910-nucleotide messenger RNA. RefSeq names its product MgtA, Cation transport ATPase. The record is from RefSeq and is a predicted model, not a curated record. Gene Ontology annotation, molecular function: P-type potassium transmembrane transporter activity; ATP binding; P-type sodium transporter activity. Lineage: Eukaryota; Fungi; Ascomycota; Dothideomycetes; Pleosporales; Pleosporaceae. Gene Ontology annotation, biological process: potassium ion transport; monoatomic ion transmembrane transport; intracellular calcium ion homeostasis. Gene Ontology annotation, cellular component: plasma membrane.
AUGGCCAUAAGCUUUGCUAUAGGCGACUUCAUUGAAGGCGGCGUUAUCACCGCGGUCAUCGUCCUAAACAUCGUUGUCGGUUUCUGGCAGGACUACCGAGCCGAAAAGACUAUCGAAUCUCUCAAAAAGCUCACCGCACCUGAAGCUACCGUCACCCGCGAUGGCACAAUGGAUAUCAAGGUCAAGGCAGUGGAUCUGGUCCCUGGCGACAUCGUCCAGCUGUCUGUUGGCAGCAUCGUCCCCGCCGAUCUUCGCCUUAUCGAUGGUGUCAACGCAUACACCAAUGAGGCCUUUCUCACGGGAGAAUCCGCGCCUGUAGAAAAGACACCAUGGAAAACCUUCGAUGAUGAUGACCUGGCUACUGGUGAUCGAACCAACCUUGCUUUCUCUGGUAGCGAGAUAACAUCUGGUCGCUGCCGCGGCAUCGUCGUCGCCACUGGUAUGAACACUGAAGUCGGAAAGAUUGCUACCAUGCUCCGUCAGAAGAAGGAUGCCGGUCCACAAUCUGCCAACGUGGUUGGUAGACUCUUCCAGCGUUUCAUCAGUGGCGGUAAGACUAUCCUAGGUCUCGUCGGAACCCCACUGCAAAUCACACUUAGCAAGUUUGCUCUCCUACUCUUUGGUCUUGCCAUACUCCUUGCCAUUAUUGUCUUCUCUGCAAGCAAGUGGCAAGUGGGGGGCGAGGUUCUCAUCUACGGUAUCUGUGUCGCCGUCGCUGUUAUCCCAGAGUCGCUGAUUGCCGUUCUCACCAUCACAAUUGCAGUCGGAGGCAAGGCGAUGGCCAAGGCCAAUGUUAUCACCAGGGUCCAGUCAGCCAUCGAAGCCGUCGGCGGGGUCACGAAUAUCUGUUCUGAUAAAACGGGUACCCUCACUCAGGGACGCAUGGUGGCAAAGACGGCCUUGAUACAAGGCGCUGGCGUUUUCACUGUCGACGCCAUCACUGACCCCUACAACCCUGGUAGUGGAAGUGUAUCCAUGAACAGCCAAGGUCUCAACCUCAAUGACUUUACGCCCAACUCCGAUGUUGCUCGUUUCCUACGCACCAUAGCUCUGUGCAACAACUCCAAGGUCAUACCGCCAUCAGAAUCGCGCUCUGUCUCCCCAAGCGAUAGGAAAGCUGGCAUGGAUCAAUCGACCAUUGGAGAUGAUCGCGAUACCGAUGCUUCCACCAUCGACACUAUCUCACGCCCGCCCACUGCCAUCGUCGAGAAUAUACCGAGUGGUACCUGGGUCGCACAUGGGGAGCCCACCGAAGUCGCUUUACACAUUCUCGCCUCCCGUUUUAACAAGGGCAAGGAAGAAAUACUAGCUACCCACAACAUCCACCUGGCUACCGAGUUCUCUUUUGACUCCAAGGUCAAAAAGAUGACUGUAGUCUACAAGGACAACUACACUGGUCACAUGGAUGCCUACACCAAGGGAGCAACAGAGUUUAUGAUGCCUGCGCUCAACGUCUCUGAACAGCAAAAAGCCGAGAUCCUCGAAGCCGCCGAAAGCAUGGCCAACCAAGGUCUUCGUGUUCUCUGCAUCGCCCACAAACCGCUCCAACCUGGCACCGACAUUUCCGAACGUGAGGUCGUCGAAGCCAACCUCAACUAUCUCGGUCUUGUCGCCAUCUACGACCCACCUCGCUUGGAAACCAAGGGUGCGGUCCGCGAAUGCAAGAUUGCUGGCAUCACAGUCCACAUGCUCACUGGCGACCAUCCUGGUACGGCCCGAGCCAUUGCCAAGGAUGUAGACAUCAUCGACGAUCGCACACCUGCAUCAGCCGUUAUGGUCGCCAAGGACUUUGACAGAAUGACUGAUGAGGAGGUCGACUCCAUGGAGACACUGCCUCUUGUCAUUGCCAGAUGUAGUCCAACGACCAAAGUCAAAAUGGUACAAGCUCUUCACAGAAGGGGUCGCUUCUGCGUCAUGACUGGUGACGGAGUCAACGACUCGCCAGCACUGAAGCAAGCCAACGUUGGCAUGGCCAUGGGUACUGGUAGCGAUGUCGCCAAGGAUGCUGCUGAGAUGAUCCUUACCGAUGACAACUUUGCUUCCAUCGUCAAAGCGGUUGAAGAAGGUCGACGCCUGUUUGACAACAUCCAGAAGUUUCUCAUGCAUCUCCUCAUAUCCAACAUCGCUCAAGUCAUCCUCCUACUCAUCGGCCUCGCCUUCAAAGACCGAGAUAACCACUCCGUCUUUCCGCUCUCCCCCAUCGAGAUUCUCUGGGUCAACCUCAUCACCUCCUCCUUCCUCGCCAUCGGUCUCGGCCUCGAGGAAAGCCAGGAAGACAGCAUGUACCGCCCACCGCACGACAACAAAAAGGGCGUCUUCACCGCCGAGUUGAUCACUGAUAAGUUCAUCUACGGUUUCUUCAUGGGCGCACUCUGUCUCUUUUCCUUCGCCAUCGUCGCCUACGUCGGUCCUGGUGGCGGAGACCUCGGCCACGGCUGCAACGAAAGCUACAACAACACCUGCAACGUCGUCUUCCGUGCUCGCGCUACCACAUACGCCACCAUCACGCUCCUCCUACUCGUCACAGCUUGGGAAGUCAAACACUUCUCGCGCUCCCUGUUCAACAUGUAUCCCAACACACCAACGUCGGCGCCACCCGGUCUGUCAAUCUUCCCCACCUUGUGGCGCAACCGCUUCCUCUUCUUUGCGGUCAUUGCGGGAUUGUUUAUCAUGUUCCCCAUUGUUUAUAUCCCGGUCAUCAAUGAGAAGGUGUUUAAACAUGCUGCUAUAGGUUGGGAGUGGGGUGUGUCGUUUGGCUGCGUCGUCAUCUACAUUAGUGCUAUUGAGUGCUGGAAGGCGGUCAAGCGCGCGUUGGGGAUUUGGUCGGGGGCGCAUCGCGUUAUUAGUCGCGAGGAUGCCGAGGCGAGGGCGGGUUUGAGUGGAGGUGUUGCUGCUUUGAGGGAGAAGUAG